AUGUCUGAGAAAAAGGUCUUUGACCCAUUAUACAGCGACCGAACGGAUAUCUCUUCUAUCGGACACGACGUCAAAGUCGUCCAUUCCCUGACUAUCCGGGACGCGGACGACAAGGAACGUGGCCCCGAGACCCUCGAGGUCAGAGUACCCAUAACAACCGCGAUGGGCGGCUCUGAUUUUCCCGACGGUGGUCUUAAAGCGUGGCUGGUCGUAUUUGGUGGCAUGUGUUGCACAUUCACAACGUUUGGCUAUGUGAACGCCUGGGGCGUUUUUCAAGAAUACUAUCAGGAAACUCUUCUAAAAGACUCUUCUCCUUCGAGCAUUUGUUCCAGCGCGUGGAUCGGCUCUAUACAGUACUGCCUCGUGUUCCUUCCAGGAAUCUUCGUUGGCCGCCUUUUCGACUUGGGCUACUUCCACACGAUCCUUCUUUCUUGCAGCGCCUUACUUAUCCUCGCCACCUUUCUGACCGCCCAAUGUACUGCGUACUGGCAAUUUCUUCUCUGUCAGGGGUUCGUAGUCGGGCUCGCAAGUGGCGGCAUAUUCGGGCCCACGAUGGCCGUCAUCGCCCAUUGGUUCAAAAAGAAACGGGGCAUGGCCUUGGGGCUCGUAGCCAUUGGUUCAUCAAUAGGUGGCACCGUCAUCCCGAUCAUGGCUAGAAACCUGAUUCCUCGUAUUGGAUUCUCGUGGACGAUGCGGGUCAUCGGUUUUGUUCUUCUGACUACCCUCUGUUUAGCAAAUGCCACUUUGAAGCGGCGUUUACCACCAACCAAUGUCGUUGGGGGUCUCUUCAACUUCCGCUCUUUUAGAUCCGCUACCUUCUCCUGCUAUUGUGUCUCCUCUUUUUUCGUCUUUCUCGGAAUCUACACAAUGUUAACGUACAUCGAUGUCAGUGCAGUUUCGCUAGGCAUCUCGACUGACAUCUCUUUCUAUCUGGUCGCCAUCGUGAAUUGUUCCAGCGGUGUUGGGAGAUACAUCGCGGGAGGUCUUUCUGACCGUUAUGGCCCGCUUAAUAUCAUGAUUCCUCUGACCUCGUUUGCGGCCAUAUUCACAUAUUCCUGGCCCUUUGCCCCAAAUCAAGCAUCUCUGAUUUGCGUUGCUAUUCUAUAUGGACUUUCGUCCGGCGCUUAUAUGUCUUUACUGCCUAGUCCCUUGAUGGCGAUGGGUGACCCGAGCGAUGUCGGCCGUCGACUCGGCAUAUGUAUGAGCAUCCUUUCCAUUGGGGCACUAAUUGGUCCUCCGAUAUCUGGAGAUAUCAAUUCCGCCACAAGGGGAUUCCAGGCCGUCGGUUUCUUCGCAGGUAGUACGAUACUGCUGGGUGUUAUUCUGAUGACCGCCACACGGCAUCUCCUUCUUGGGAAAUCUUUGGGAAAGAUAUAG
Molecule: messenger RNA, 1377 nt
Organism: Desarmillaria tabescens
Lineage: Eukaryota; Fungi; Basidiomycota; Agaricomycetes; Agaricales; Physalacriaceae
Product: MFS general substrate transporter
Exons: 13
Coding region: 1-1377 (458 amino acids)
Biological process (GO): transmembrane transport
Cellular component (GO): membrane
Molecular function (GO): transmembrane transporter activity
Source: RefSeq, a predicted model, not a curated record